CCGUGUGUUUUUUUUUUUUCUAGCAAUAGCUUGUUUAUUUGGUUUUGAUAUUUAUGGGUUAUUGUUGCUAAAUAAUGACGAGACACGCUAGAAACUGUACUGCCGGGGCAGUUUACACUUAUCACGAGAAGAAAAAAGACGCAGCAGCAUCCGGUUAUGGAACCCAAAGCGAACGCGUAGGCAAGGACUCUGUUAAGAACUUCGACGACUGCAGCCUGACUUUGCAGCCUUGCAGGAACCCCGUCGUCACCAAGGAAGGCUAUCUUUUCGACAAGGAAGCUAUCCUAGAAUACGUGAUUUCUAAAAAGACCGAAUACACCCGUAAGCUGAAACGCUACGAAAAGCAAUUAAAAAAAGACGAGAACGAAAAAAAUGAGCUUGCAGCGGCUGAAAAAGAGGCAAAUCUUAUCAAAUUCAUGAACAGGGAAAAGAAUAUAUCCAGCUCUACAUCUAAGAACUUCGAAAGUGGGCCCUCAUCAUCUAAUUCUGUCUCAAAUCUGGCUAAUGGAAAAGACAAGCAUUUACCUAGUUUCUGGGUACCAGCAAUGUUGCCAGAUGCUAAGAUUUCUAAAGUCGAGAAGCCAGACCCAACAGUGUACUGCCCAAUCAGUGGAAAACCCUUGAAAAUGAAAGACCUGAUUGAAGUUAAGUGGACAUUGGUACCAGACCCGGACGAUAAGAAGUCAUUGAUUGCAAAAGAAAAUAGAUACAUGUGCCCUGUGACACAUGAUAUCCUGAGUAAUGCUAUUCCAUGUGCAGUCAUCAGAACAACAGGUCAUGUAGUGACAAUGGAGUGUGUUGAAAACCUGAUAAAGAAAGACUGGGUGCACCCCCUCACUGGAGACAAAUUGAAGGAAAAAGACAUCAUCCCCUUGCAGCGGGGUGGCACUGGCUACGCCCUGACCAACCAGAACUUGGAGGGCAAGAAUGAGAGGCCUGUUUUGCAGGCCUGAACUAGUGGUUGAUGUAGUUACUAGGUUAUAGUUGAUAUGUUAUUUUUUAAUGUUUUAUGCUGUUCAUAAAAAAUCCUUACUUAAGGAUAUUACAAGUUUUAGUUUGAAUAAACGGGGUAUAGGUUGCUGCAAAGUAUAUGUACAGUCAGCUACAAAGAAAAGGUACCUCCUCGCCUGCAUAGGAAUUUGUAUGCAAUGGUUCUAAGCUAAUAGUAUUGUACUCAACAACAACAGUAUGUGACGCUAUUGUCAGGGAUGUCUCAGCAUCAGACUAAUGUAAUUAAACAUUAUAAACUCAUCUUCAUUGCAUAAUUAGGUAUGAUUUGUGUGUUCAGAGGCUAAAUAGCCUAUGUUACCAUUCUUGCCACAUCAAUUUCAGGGUGACCAACAAAAAAAAAUUACAAUGAAACGAAUGUGUAAGAAAUUCUACUAGAAUUAUUUUAUUGUAAAUAAACAUUGCUUAUUUAUCA
Molecule: messenger RNA, 1423 nt
Organism: Cydia fagiglandana
Lineage: Eukaryota; Metazoa; Arthropoda; Insecta; Lepidoptera; Tortricidae
Product: nitric oxide synthase-interacting protein homolog
Exons: 2
Coding region: 75-953 (292 amino acids)
Cellular component (GO): nucleus
Molecular function (GO): ubiquitin protein ligase activity
Source: RefSeq, a predicted model, not a curated record